Alternaria incomplexa is the source of this 2145-nucleotide messenger RNA. RefSeq lists its product as uncharacterized. The coding region runs from base 1 to 2145 and encodes 714 amino acids. Lineage: Eukaryota; Fungi; Ascomycota; Dothideomycetes; Pleosporales; Pleosporaceae. The transcript is spliced from 4 exons. The record is from RefSeq and is a predicted model, not a curated record.
AUGGAGACGGAGGAUGACAAGAGGGAGGGUAACCACCGUUACCGAAUAUCUCCGCCCCAAUGUACACAAUCAAAGUACCCUCCGCGAAAAGACCCCUUGGGCUCGAGCGCGAAAGACAGAGAAGACAAGAGGGAAGAGCUCCGCAAUGCCGUCUACAAUCACUUCAUCGAUCUCAAUCCUACAGUCGGCGAAGCUACCGCACUGGCGCGUUCCAGCCAGCAGAUUCGCGCUGAGUUUGGUUCGCUCUGUCUUGCCUCCGGAAACGUGGCAAUCCCUACGGAGCUUGUCGACAGGUUCCUACGCGUUUUCUUCCCUUAUCACUUGGAUUCGGAACCGCAAGUCGUUUCUUCCACCACCAACUUGUCCUUCGACUGGUUGGAAUCGCAAAACUGGUUGAUCGGCCUGCUUAAACUGGUCACGAUCAUGCAUCGACACUCUCUACUCAAAAUCUCAUGGUUCAAAGAUAUCACCGCGAUCAUUUCCAUAUUGGAAAGCAUGGACACUCGAAAGCUCGCAAGUAUAAUAUCAGUCGAGUACGAAGUAUGCUUAUUUCCCACCAUCACCCCGAAUUGCUUUCUCCCACGCUUCAGCGCUUUCUUUUGGGUCACAAUAACGGCUGCCGCUCCGGAACUAGAUUCUUUCAGGCUCGGAUUCAGCCCCAAAUACGGGGUUAUUAAUGUACGUGUUGGUUGGGAGUAUGAUUCAAGCGGUGAAGAAGAGACUGCAGAAACCUCGGGUGACGACGAGGAUGGCUCAGAUAGUGAGGAAGAGAAACUACGCAAUACCUUCUACCACCACUUCAUCGAUCUCAGCCCAUCGACCAGCGAUGCAGCCAACCUAGCCUGCGUCAAUCAGCAAGUCCACGCUGAGUUCAAGACGCUGUAUUUGAGUCGUUUAUAUCAAGGCACAACCGGGGUUCCAUUCGAGCAUGUUCCAUUCUUCUUACACUUCUUCUUCAUUCGGUACCCCGACGCGGCUCCCAAGACCGUAAUCUACAAGUUCAAAGUAGGACUCGGAAAUCCAACGCCCAAAAGCAUUGAUUUUGAUGCUUCUCCAUGCUGGUCACUGGAUCUGCUCAAGGUCGUGUCGGUUAUGCGCAAAUACCCUUUGAUCAGAGUGGUCUGGGACAUGGGCGCGGGCAUGGGUCGCUACUCCGCCGUGUCGUUCGAUGACACAGACAUCGCCUACGCCGUUACCAACCUGAGAUAUAUGAGUGCCCGACAUUUCAGCAAGUUGUCUUCCAUCAGGCUCACUCUGUCCGAAUCGCCUAAAGAAUCACACAGCUUCCAGCCAUUUCGGGUCGUGACUGGCCUCGCCCUAGACGCUAGCCUUUCGAUCAAGUCGAAGAUGGGCGUGACAGAAGAUUUUUUUGAUGAGUUUGAUACCAAUUCCGGAGGCAUCGAUAUAGAGCUUGCGUUGGAGAACAGUGGGGACAGUGAUGAGGAUAGUUCAGAUGGCGAGGAAGACGAUCCAGUUAACGGUCACGAAGCCUCAGAGAGCGAAUAUCAGACAGAGCUACGCAACGCGAUCUACGAGCACUUCAUCGAUCUCAACACAUGCGCGUGUGACACCAACGCCAUUAACCUACUGUGGGUCAACCGGCAAAUCCGCGCCGAGUUCAGAUCGCUGUACUUCAGUCAGGGCAAUGCCGCAGUUUACUUCGACGACGUCGCAAGCUUCCUACGCGCCUUCAUCCUCCCUUCUAGAACCUUAGUGCUUGACGACGUUGCUUGUAAGAUUCGCGUGGAGCUCGGCAGCGGGAAUCACGACCCCACAAACUGGGUGUUCAACCUGGUGGACGUCAUCUCGACUAUGCGAAAGUAUCCUCUGCUCAACAUCAGAUGGAACUUGGUCCCGCCCGGCCACUCCCAGCCUGACAACGAUUUAGGUUUCGCUACUCAAGUGUCUCUUCUAAAGGAUAUGGAGGAUCGUGAGUUUGAGAAGGUAUCUUCCGUAUGGCUUCAUAUUGGUGCGGUACCGUACGUGGACGGAGAUAUUCACAUCAUACUGAAGCAUGGCUGUACGGAACAAGAUACCGACGAUAUCCAUCUCAAAAUUGGAGGGCGUAAGUACAAGUGCGGAGGUAUACGAUUGAAUUUGGACUGGCAGCCGUACACCGAAGCGCACACGAUGUCUCGGGAGUAA